Messenger RNA from Camellia sinensis, 1324 nucleotides. Its product is annotated as phenylacetaldehyde reductase. Gene Ontology annotation, molecular function: oxidoreductase activity, acting on the CH-OH group of donors, NAD or NADP as acceptor. Lineage: Eukaryota; Viridiplantae; Streptophyta; Magnoliopsida; Ericales; Theaceae. The record is from RefSeq and is a predicted model, not a curated record.
GAGCCAUUAACCAAUUUCAAUUGUCAUCUUCUCAUAGAGACGGAGAGAGAACUCGAGAGAGAGAAUGAGCGGGCAAGGGAAGACAGUGUGCGUGACGGGAGGGUCAGGGUUCAUCGCUUCAUGGCUGGUUAAGUUGUUGCUUCAACGUGGUUACAUUGUCCGAGCCUCUGUUCGCGACCCUUUUGAUCCGAAGAAGACGGAACACUUACUUGCACUUGAUGGAGCUAAGGAGAGACUUCACUUGUUUAAAGGAAAUUUACUUGAAGAAGGUUCCUUUGAUUCUAUGGUUGAUGGGUGUGACGGUGUUUUUCAUACAGCAUCUCCAUGUUUUGUUACGACUUCUAAUCCACAGGUGGAAUUGAUUGAUCCUGCAUUGAAGGGAACACUUAAUGUUCUUGGCUCAUGUGCCAAAAACCCAUCUGUGAAAAGAGUAGUGUUGACAUCUUCUGUAGCUGCCGUUGCUUUCAAUGGUAGGCCUCAAGCUCCUGAAGUCGUAAUUGAUGAGAGUUGGUUUUCUGAUCCAGAGUUCUGCAAGCAAAAUGAGCUUUGGUAUGUGCUAUCAAAGACUUUAGCAGAGGAUGCUGCCUGGAAGUUUACAAAAGAAAAGGGUAUUGACAUGGUUACAAUUAACCCAGCACUGGUUAUCGGUCCUCUCUUGCAGCCAACGCUCAAUACAAGUGCUGCUGCAAUUUUGAUCUUAAUAAAUGGUUCACAAACAUUUCCAAAUUCUACAUUUGGAUGGGUUAAUGUUAAAGAUGUUGCCAAUGCACAUAUUCAAGCAUUUGAGAUUCCUUCAGCUAAUGGAAGAUAUUGUUUGGUUGAGAGCGUUGCACACUACUCUGAACUUGUGAAGAUGCUACAAGAGCUGUUUCCUGCUUUUCAACUUCCAGAAAAGUGCGCUGACGACAAGCCAUUUAUGCCGACUUACCAGGUGUCUAAGGAAAGAGCAAAAAGCUUAGGUAUUGAGUUCAUUCCCCUUAAGCAGAGCAUCAAGGAAACAGUUGAAAGCUUGAAGGAGAAGAAACUUUUCACUUAGUGAGUUGUGACAGUCGUAUCGGAAAGAUUUUCAUAUAAAAAUAAGUUUGAGCCACAACAUUGUUUGUGGCAUUCCUCUGUUUGUGUCUCCAUUUUGUUUCGAUCUAUGUAUGGUGGCGUCAGAAUUGAAGGUGACAACGUUAAACUAGAGGCUACACAGAAUGGCAGAAUGGAGAAGCCUUGAGAAUUUGAGAAUAGUCUUAAGUGUUAUAGUCUGAAGUCUUCCGCAGUAGCUGUAAUCUCUGAAGCUAAGAUUGGAAUAUAUAAGGUCUGAAUAUUUUCUAGUUCA